Mesocricetus auratus (golden hamster) is the source of this 3140-nucleotide messenger RNA. RefSeq names its product guanine nucleotide-binding protein G(s) subunit alpha isoforms XLas. The record is from RefSeq and is a predicted model, not a curated record. NCBI's taxonomy places the organism in Eukaryota, Metazoa, Chordata, Mammalia, Rodentia, Cricetidae. The transcript has 2 exons. The coding region runs from base 534 to 3140 and encodes 868 amino acids.
AGGAGCAGAGGCUCAGACUCAGUCUGGGAGAGGAGAGGAAGGAGCCGAACGUCCCUGCGAGGCCUGCGCUCAUCGGCCCCCUUACCCAAAGUCGGGGACAGCCGGCACCGGGAGCAAGCUCCCGGAGCCGGCUUACCACUGAGACCGGCGUCCUCUGGCGGCAGAGAAAGAGUUUUACUAACGAUUUUCGAGACGAAUCGGCACGCUCCUGGAUGCCAAGAAGGCGGAGCCAAACUUAGAAAAGUAAGAAGAGAGGCCAGAAAAGCCCUGUGAGUGGCUGGCUGACCGCAACUUGAAGGGAGACGGGUGACUUGGGAGGCUCCGGGUCCAACCAGCAAGAAAUGAGCCACUUCAGCCACAAUCCUGGGUUUUAGCUUCUCGGCAUCCAUCCUUGCAAAGUUUGGAAACUGAGGCUGGAGAACUUUCCAGCCAAAUCUUGAAAAAUUCAAAAGAAAAAAUUUUUUCACCCUAGUUUGGCUGGGUGCUCCGUCUUACGGAGCCCCAAAUUCAUUUUGAAAAACCGCAACCGUGUUAUGGGCAUGCGCAACUGCCUCCGCGGCAACGAUAUGCCAGGACAACACGAUAUCCCCGGUGAGGUCGGGGAGCAGCCCGAGCAGGAACCUUUGGAGGCCCCAGGGGCAGCUGCCCCCGGUGCUGGGCUUGGCCCAGCCGAAGAAAUGGAGACCGAACCGUCUGCCAAUGAGCCCGUCCCCGACGAGGCUGGCGCUGAGGGCUACGGACCCCCUGAGGUCUCCAGAGAUGACUUUCAGGGCCUCAGCCAGGCCCUCGAGGAAGUCCGAGUGGGUGGAGACUACAGCCCACCUCCGGAGGAAUCCAUGCCAUUUGAGACGAAACAGCCCAGUCUCGGUGAUUUCUGGCCCACCCUGGAGCAGCCUGGAAGAUCUGGGACCCAAUCAGGUCUCCAAACCUUCAAUCCAGCGCUUUUGGAGCCCGGGACCCCCAGUGGUGCGACCCCAGGUCUGGGAACCUAUAGCCCCCCACCAGAAGAAGCUAUGCCAUUUGAGUUCAGCGAGCCCGCCCAAGGAGUCUUUAGCCAGCCGCCAUUACAAGUCCCAGACCUUGCGCCAGGAGGUCCGGAAGCAGGGGCCCUCAGCGCACUUGCCGCGGAGCCCGGGGAUGUCAGAUUUGCAAACGCUGGCUUCCGAGAAGACUACAGCCCUCCACCUGAAGAAUCUGUACCGUUUGGGCUCGAUGGAGAAGAAUUUGGGGGCGAUAGCCCACCCCCAGGCCUCCCCCGAGUCACCCGACAAAUCGGCAUUGGCGGCGAGUUCCCGACAGUCGCGGUCCCGAGUGCGCUCAGUCUCGCUCCCGCCGAGAACGCGCCUCCCCUCUUGGUCCACAGCGCCAUUGACAGACCAUUCAGCGAAGCUAUCAGAUCUCCUCCUAACUUCGCAUGCGACACCCCCCCGAUGGAGAUCUCCAGACCCCCGCUUGAGAUUGGCAGAGCGUCCUCUGGGGUCGACGACGACACCGCUGUCAAUAUGGACAGCCCCCCAAUCGCAAGUGUUGGCCCGCCCAUCGAAGUCUCCGGAGCCCCAGAUAAGAGCGAGCGCGCAGAGAGACCCCCAGUUGAGCGAGAAGCAGCCGAGAUGGAAGGAAGCCCUACUGCCACCGCAGCCGCGGUGGAAGGAAAAGUCCCUUCUCCGGAGAGAAGAGACGGAUCCUUCACCCAGCAGCCAGAAACCAUGGAUGACAAGCCAGCUGCCGCUACCCAGACCGACGCUACCGGACCUGAUGCUGCCUCUGCCGGCGGAUCUCCUCCGGCCCCAGCAACACCCGCGGAUCUCCAAACCGAUGCUGAAGAAGUCGGAGCAGCCCCUGCUGUCCGCGCGGAGCCUGAUGGAGGUGCAGCCCCGGUCGUCCCAGCCGCCCCUGCCGAGUCUGAAGGUGAAGGAGAGCCAGCCGCUGAAGCAGCCUCCGAGGCAGUCCCUGCCACCACGGCCGAGUCUGCCUCCGGGGCAGCCCCCGUCACCCAGGUGGAGCCCGCAGCGGCGGAAGUCUCUGCUAAGGCAGAGCCUGCCGCCCGGGCAGCCCCUAUCACCCCUCCGGAGCCCGCUCCCCGGCCAAUCCCCACUGCUAGAGCCCAUCCGGCCGCUGGGGCAGUCCCUGGCGCCCCAGCGAUGCCAGCCUCUGCUAGAGCAACUGCCGCUAGGGCAGCCUAUGCAGGUCCUCUGGUCUGGGGAGCCCGCUCGCUCUCGGCUACUCCCGCCGCCAGGGCAUCCCUUCCUGCCCGCGCAGCUGCUGCCGCCCGGGCAGCCUCUGCUGCCCGGGCAGUCGCUGCCGGCCACCCAAUCUCUGUCGCCCGGUCAAUGUCUACCCGGCCAAUCCCUCUCGCCCCAAGCAGGGCCCAUCUUAGACCCCCCAGCCCCGAGAUCCAGGUUGCUGACCCGCCUACUCCGCGGCCUGCUCCGAGGCCGAGUGCCUGGCCCGACAAGUAUGAGCGCGGCCGAAGCUGCUGCAGGUACGAGGAGGUAUCAUCCGUCAUCUGCGAGAUCGACUCCUCCAGUGAUGAGUCGGAAGAAGGGGCCAACGGCUGCUUCCAGUACCUUCUGCGGCGAAACCGCCGCCCCGGCCAGCCCAGGAGCCACACGGUUGGGUGCAACCCAGUCCGCAACUUCUUCGCCAGAGCCUUCGGAAGCUGCUUCGGUCUCUCCGAGAGAUCCCGCUCCCUCAGCCCAGGGAAGGCCAAGGAUCCUUUCGAAGAGAGGCGCAAACAGAUGCGCAAAGAGGCCAUUGAGAUGCGAGAGCAGAAGCGCGCAGAUAAGAAACGCAGCAAGGCCAUCGACAAGCAGCUGGAGGAGGAGAAGAUGGACUACAUGUGUACGCACCGCUUGCUGCUUCUAGGGAGAAAAGUGGUGCCGAGCGACACUGAGGGUCGUUACCGGCCGGAGGCCAGCGCCAGCGCCAGCGAUCCUAGGCUGGACAGGCGGGGGCGUGAGGUGAGCCAGGAAGUGCUGGGGAGGGCCCUUCGGGGCUCCCCCGGCUUAAAUGUUCGUGACCGCGGUGGGCUAGGGCCAUCGGGGAGCGCGCCCCCGCCUCGCCUGGCACGGCUGCUUCGACUCAGACAGCUUGUUGUUAGUGUGUGUUGGUGUCCAUUUUCUAUGUUCGCCUGUGCAUGA